UCACAAUAGUUUCGCUUGUGCUUGAAAUUGCCUGUAUGGGCAAAAACAUGGCACAAGCUUAAAUAAAUCUAAGGGUAUAGUAACAAAUUGCAAAAACAUGUCAGCCAACGAAAUGUUAAUUCCUAUUAACGUUUAAUAUUACUUGAAAUAAUAUUUAAAAUAAAAAGGAUUAUGGAAUCGAAUACACCCUAAUAUGGAAUGUCCAUUGUCCAAUGAGAGCUAUGAAUAUCGUAGAAAUCUCUUUAAAGACAUAUGGAAGAAGCCAGAAAACUUGAAUGAUGCAGAUACCAGAGAAGUUGUCUAUAAACCUAAAAUCAUAAAAACUUUAAAUCUGGAGGGCACUUAUCGCAUUGCAAAGCAACGUCGCAAGCAACAACGCUUAAAACGUCUACAAACUGUAUGCACUAAAAUCUUAAAAUUUUGCGAUGGAAGUGAUGAGGAGUGGUCCAUUGAGGAACAUAAAAGGCAGAAAUCAAAGAGAAGACUAACAAGAAGAAAGGCAAUAAAGCGUCAAAGUAAACAUAGACGGCUAAACAAUAAUUAUAAAAACUAUAAAAUGGAAUCUUCUACAGUGAUCAAUGAAAAUAUUUCAAGGAAAGAAUUGACCCCACACAACGAUGACAAAUGUGAGACAUGUGAACAAAAGGAAAUGGGAAGCUCAACAAGAAAGGCAUUGAGGUCCAAAAAAAAUUAUCGAAAGUUAAACAAUUUUAAAAACUACGUAACUGAAACUUCAACACUGAUAAACGAUGAAAUAUCAACUACUCAAUACGACGACAAAUGUCAGAUAAUGGACAAGCAAAAAGAAAAGGAUAAAUCAAUAAGUAAGGAAAUUGGUUUCAAAAGUAUACAUGGCCAUCUAAAUAAGUUGGCAAACUAUUUGAACGAAACUUCCCCGUUAAAUGAUGAAAUAUUGACGGGAUCAACAUCUCUCCGCUACGAAGACAAAUAUGUACAAGCUAAGUUUCCAUGUAAGCAUGCUAUCUGGUGCAACAUCAACAAAGAUAAUAUUUUAAAACGCAACAUGAAUGUUUAUUCAAAGAGAAUCAGCUUACAGGAAAAUCCUAAAAGGGUGCUUAAAACAAAUAUAAUCAAUAUAAAAAUUUAAUUUUUCACUUUUAUUUUUUAC
Messenger RNA from Leptidea sinapis, 1129 nucleotides. RefSeq lists its product as uncharacterized. The coding region runs from base 194 to 1108 and encodes 304 amino acids. The transcript is spliced from 6 exons. The record is from RefSeq and is a predicted model, not a curated record. Lineage: Eukaryota; Metazoa; Arthropoda; Insecta; Lepidoptera; Pieridae.